Messenger RNA from Notodromas monacha, 1317 nucleotides. NCBI's taxonomy places the organism in Eukaryota, Metazoa, Arthropoda, Ostracoda, Podocopida, Cyprididae. The record is from the annotation of a GenBank genome assembly.
AUCAUGCAAUUAUUGUAUCUCGUUCAAGGUUUGGUCGGAAGGGAUCCGUCCUAUGUCUUAAACCCGCGAUGAUAUGUACUAGAUUGUUGGGUACUGUGAAACUUUAAGCACCCGAUCGUCCGGUAAUUACGGAUGGCUGUAGCUGUGUGGCAGCAAAUUCUCGCAUUGGAUGCCCGAUGCAAUGUGCGGCGGCCGGACAAAGCAGGAUUCAGUGGGAACUUUAUACAUAAGGAGGAGGAGUCAAUUACUUCGAGAAAAUGCCAAAAGAAAUCGUGAUGAGACUGUUCGCGUUGAAUACCUACAAAUUCGUCGUCAGCUACUGCAGAUGAAGUUCGAGCAUAAUUUACUUAGCGAAGCAGGAAGCGAGAGAGGAAGAAGCUUGAGCCGGAUUUCGAACAUCAGUGGGACGAGAGCGUAUGUGUCUUAUGUGGGGGGUCUAAAAGAUUCCUCUAGUCAUCGUACUGCAGUGAUCCCUACGAAAGAAGCUUCAGCGUCGCGUGCCCUCGUUGGUGAUACGUCUAUUUCGGAGAAUUAUGCGUUUGCUGGUGUUCAUCAUAUUUUUGAUCAGGUUGGGAACAACAAGGGCACCGUGAGAACUACCAACGUUUCCACUGGCAUAAUCCCGAGUCAACUGAUCUGCAACCUGGGUCACUCCGUUCUCUCGAUCGCAUUUCAUCCAAAUGGGGGAUUGUUAUGGGCUGCGGAUGACAUGGGUGGUAUAACAGCUUUUAUUUUCAACCCGAUGACUGGACAGCUCGCAAGGAAGAGGAGAACCAUAGUUCGCUCUGGCUUUCCUGUGACAGGAUUGCAGUGCAGGACAUGGCUAAGUCGCGAGGCGUGCGAUCCGACUCUUCUUGUUAAUUGCGGCUGCGAUCAACUUUUCGUUUAUAGAGUAUGCAGUAAUGAGGGCACUUUGAUGUUACGCUGUUCUUUUCCGUUGGCGCACAGGACAUUCGCUGUAAAAUCCACUUUCAGCCCGCUCAUGUCGUUCAGAAGAGGCGUUCCGUUGGGUACGUAUCCGCCUCUCGUGUUCAGCAAGGACUCAUUUGUUCUGACUGGCAGUGAGGAUGGCAGCGUUUACUUUUUCGACGUUGAAGACUCCGGAAAGCAUCCUUUCAAUUCCCUGCAAGGUCACUCCAUGCCUGUCGUUGGAGUUAGUUUCAGCUACGACGAAGCAUACUUAGCUUCCGCCGAUGCUGGGGGUAGUGUAAUUAUUUGGACUCGUACCAAGCGUGAUUCCGAAGGAGACAUGUGACAGCUAUUCACGACUCUUCGAAUCCAAAGAUCGACUGUGAAUGCGAAGGAUUUCUCUGGAGA